CUUGAUGGGACCGGGACACGCUGACUGUCACUGGCUGAAUGGAGACGAAAGAAGUGGAUUCUUGGACCGUAUGAGGUGAGGUGAGGUGGGCUGCGGAGCGAGGAGUUGAAGUGGACGACGACGGAGCGACGGGGGAUUGUUUUACUGGGGACCCGGAGCUGGCAAGAUUCGAGAAAAGCUGGAACUGGGGCAAACCGCCAGCAAGGCCGGCCAGGAUGACAACAAUGUCAAUACAAAGUACGAACAGGAAGAUAGUUCAGUAGGUGCUAGUGGAGUGAGCAAUCAACCAAAGGUGGAUGGAAGCGCGGGCAGUUAGGCCAGGGCAGGAAUGGAUUAUGGGACUACCUUCGCUGAUUACCUUGGUGCUGCCAGUGCUGGUCGAAUUUGCUGCGGACCAAGGGAAUGUAUCAUGUAUCCGUAUUGUACAUGCAGCGGCGGGGGAUAAGACGAGACAAGACUGGGCUGGACUAGGCUUGGUGGGACGCAGGUUGCGCGGUACAGAAUCAUAGUAGAAAGACUCGCGAAUUGCAAUCCAAUCC
Messenger RNA from Colletotrichum godetiae, 539 nucleotides. RefSeq lists its product as uncharacterized. NCBI's taxonomy places the organism in Eukaryota, Fungi, Ascomycota, Sordariomycetes, Glomerellales, Glomerellaceae. The coding region runs from base 297 to 509 and encodes 70 amino acids. The record is from RefSeq and is a predicted model, not a curated record. The transcript has a single exon.